AUGUCCCACAUAUUCCUGCUCCCCCAGUCGUGUAUCACGCAGCUGUUGCCCCGAGCUCCGAAGCCAGUGGCUAAAAAGAUUCCCGCGACCAUCCGCGAAACCGCUCCGGAUGGAUCAAUUCGUGAGCGAGAGGUCUGCAAGAUGGGGGCAAUCGGUAUGUGUCCUAGGGGAGAUCGUUGCCGAUAUGCCCACAUCACCGAAUCCGAGCUCGAGAGCGAGGACAGCGAUGACACAAGUGAGAGCAGCGCCACGGAUGAUCUGCGCCAUGAUCCAGAACUCAAGGACGUGUCCCAAGGUGGUUCUGUCGAAGCCUCUAAUCAGACCAGUUCGAAGAAGUCCAGGGAAAUUUGCAGGCUCUACUUCACCAAAGGUCGCUGUUUCAUGCGGCACUGUAAACAUUCCCACAAUAUCUUGGAUCUGGCUCGACUCCCACCUGACCACAAACUCGUUCUGAAGAAUUCGGAAAAAUUGUGUGAGGCUUUGGCGGCACAGGUGGCGGCUGAGUCCUCUACAGAGGCAACGACAUCCUCCUCGGCUUCACACGAACCUCCUGCGAUUGCUGACACCGCAAAAAAGCGUCAGAAGGGACCACGGAAGCCUGGAAUUCCGACCUCGCCCGUUUCACUCCAGUCAGAUGGUGCUCCAAACCACAGAGACGUGCCCGCUACGUCUAAGGGAAAGGGUCGUGCUCACGACAAGCUCCCAGACAUAGCCGACAGAAGUGCAGGCACGCGACCAAAGACUAGGCCUGCUUCGCCAAAGCUUCGUGACGAUGCAGACGGCGAUAGCACCGACGCGACGUUUUACUCUGCAGAUUCUCAGCUCGAAGGUCCUCGCCAUUCGCCGGACACUUCGCUCGUUGCUUCACAGCCUAUGGCGACGAGUACACGUGCGUGCUUGGACUACGUCAAUGGGCGGUGUCAUCGUGAAGUUUGUCGAUACUCCCACAACGUCGACCGUGAGCAGAUGCGUCUUCAGUACCAGGAGCGCACAAGGGUGCUCCCACCGGAUGGCAUGGGCCACAACUCCUCUUUGCAAGCGCUGCCUGUUACCCAUCCGUUGCCGUUGCGACCCAUAACGGCUGCGCUUCCUCCCGGCCAGCAACAACUCCCUCAUGUGCCUUCUCGAGGAUCGGGCACCGGACGCCCCAUUGCAAGCACCCGCCCUCCUCCUGGGCUCCCUAGCUCUCGAGCUCCGGUACUCCCGCCUGGCUUAGGCUUAGAGACGCUGACCAGGAAUGCUUCGCAACCGCAAGCGUCCCCUGAAUCGUUCACCAUCACCGUCCUCGAUUCCACCAAAGUGACGUUUGGACCUGGGUUCAUCGUGACGCAGGUUGUCACCGGCUUCGAGUGUCGCCAGAUUAUCCUGGAGGGCGUCCCAGCUUCCGCUGUGCCUGCUUCCAUCUCGGAGAAACUAGCGGUUUACGGGAUGGUGACCACCAUCGUCCCUACGGAGUCCGAUCAGGGGGACAAGUACGCGGCCUACAAGGUGACCUUCGCAAGCGGCGAUGCUGCUGCCCAAGCUGUCGCUGCCCUCAAUGGGAAGAAAUUCCUUGGUAGGACUGUCUCCGUUCGACUCGCGCCGAAGGCAUCGUCGGUGCUUGGUGGGGGAACCUUCUGCGACACCGACGUCCUCUUCGAGUUGCCUGCGCCGUGGCAGAAAGGUUUCAUCGGCUUCCCUACCGAGGAGCUGGCCCACAGGUCUAUCGCCCUGGCCAAGACCGCGAACGUCGGUCUCUCUCAGGUCCACGCGGAGAUGUUCCAGGGGAUCCCGAACAUAGGGAUGUUCAAUGUCCGCUUCUCGAACCUGCCCCCGAACUUCACCCCUGACGAUCUCAAGAAGCACUUUGUUCACCCGCUGGACGAGAAGAAGAAUGCUAAGCAAGGGGAUAAGAAGAAGAACAGGAGAGGUGGUAAAGGAAAAGCAAAGCAGCAUCCUACCGGUGAUACCGAGGAGCCCGAGCCCGAGCCACCAACGGAGCUGUGCGAAGGAGUCAUGAUUCAGCGUGGCAAGUACACAUCCCUGCAGGGUGCCUUCGCUGGUUUGAAGAGGAUGCUGCAAGAGCACGACGAGGACGUCUCGAUCAACGCUCUUCCUCCGCCGUACCACAAGUUCGUGCGCGUCUGGGCUCACUUCUCCAAUCCGACAGCGGCCUCCAAUGCGACCGCCGCUUUGGACAGGUUCUGCCCACGUUUCGUGGGCAAGGGGAGGAUCUUCGCGCAGCACGUUAAGACCCUGCGGUACUCGCUACCCGCAAGCAUCUUCGACGUUCUUUCCUAUGACAUCGAUCUCCUGCGCUCCUACCUGCACGACGACGAGAAUACAACCCUCUCCGUGAUCGACAAGAGGGCGUCACUCGGGUCUGGCGCGGCUGUGAUCGUCAAGCUGGUUUCCCAGAGCAUGACGUCGCUCACGAAGGCGAAGGCCACGUUCGAUCGCGUUCUUCGCGGCGAGAAGGUCACACACAACGGCCAGAUCGUCUGGAACGACUUCUUCGCAAGCAAGGCUGGCGAGGAGUUCCUGCGGGAGCUGGAGGAGGAGAACCCACGGGUGAAGAUCAACAGCGACCCGCGCAGGCGCACCCUAGCGCUUUUUGGCGUCCGCUACCAACGCGAGCGGGUCCGCGACCUCAUCGUCCACAGAGUCCGGCUCCUCAAGUCGCAGAAGCUCCACCGGUACCCCGUCUUCGGGCACCUUGUCGGCGUCUUCGUGACCGAGGACCUCCCCAAGCUCCGGCGACACCUUGGCUACGAGAACGCGUGGUUCGACCUCACGAACCAGCAGCUGGUCGUCCAGGGCGACGAAGACGCGCAGAAGGUCGCGCAGCUCGCAGUGCUCCACGCUCAGCAGCGUCUCUCGCGCCGCCCCGCAGGCGACGAUGACGGUUGCCCCGUCUGCUUCUCCGAGCCCUCGCACCCGGUCUCCCUCCCGUGCGGCCACACAUGGUGCAAGGCGUGUCUGGUUGGCUACCUCCACGCCUCCAUUGACAGCAAGUCGUUCCCGCUCACCUGCCUCGCGGACUCCGCACGCUGCGCCGAGCCGAUCGCGCUCUCAACUGCGCAGCGCCUGCUGUCGACUGACGAGUUCGACGCAGUGGUAAACGCUGCGUUCGUCGCGCACGUGCAACAGCAUCCCUCCGAGUUCCAUUACUGCCCGACGCCGGACUGCCCGCAGGUGUACCGCACGGCGACGGCGGCCGCCGCGGCGAGCGCACGCACGCGCGCGUCUGCGGCGGUGUUGCAGUGCCCGUCGUGCCUCGCGCGCAUCUGCGCACACUGCAACACGGAGGCGCACGAGGGUGGGUCGUGCCAGGACCGCAACCCGGAGGACGAGCUGCUGUUCGAGCAGUGGAAGAUGGGCCACGACGUGAAGAGCUGCCCCGGGUGCAAAGUGCCCAUCGAGCGCGCGGCGGGCUGCAACCACAUGACGUGCGCGAGCUGCAAGAUCCACAUCUGCUGGGUCUGCCUGGCGACGUUUGCGCAAAGCGCGGAGGUGUACGAACAUAUGCGGGGUCUCCACGGUGGCAUCGGACUGUAGCGACUCUCAUCCUUCCGGGCGUACGCCCCCUGCUUAUUAUUUUUCGCUAAAUAGCAAGCAGAGGGUGCAGGCCCACAUCUGCUUUAUC
Molecule: messenger RNA, 3625 nt
Organism: Trametes versicolor FP-101664 SS1
Lineage: Eukaryota; Fungi; Basidiomycota; Agaricomycetes; Polyporales; Polyporaceae
Exons: 9
Coding region: 1-3537 (1178 amino acids)
Biological process (GO): protein linear polyubiquitination; proteasome-mediated ubiquitin-dependent protein catabolic process
Cellular component (GO): ubiquitin ligase complex
Molecular function (GO): ubiquitin-protein transferase activity; zinc ion binding; ubiquitin binding
Source: RefSeq, a predicted model, not a curated record